Messenger RNA from Gigantopelta aegis, 3544 nucleotides. Its product is annotated as aquaporin AQPAe.a-like. Gene Ontology annotation, cellular component: plasma membrane. Gene Ontology annotation, molecular function: water channel activity. Lineage: Eukaryota; Metazoa; Mollusca; Gastropoda; Neomphalida; Peltospiridae. The record is from RefSeq and is a predicted model, not a curated record. Bases 361 to 1287 code for a protein of 308 amino acids. Gene Ontology annotation, biological process: transmembrane transport. The transcript has 3 exons.
CACGAAAACCCGAAACGCUUAUGCGUAUUUCAAGAAGCGACAUUGGUCUUCGCCAGAUGCCAGCAUUUAUAACACUAUGUGUUAAUAUAUAUAUAUAUAUAUAUAAUAAAAUUUCCAAACGGGAUUAAUACAAAUUGUAAAUGAUUUGUAAUUUUAAAAAAAGUUUAAAAACAUAAUUAUUAUAUUGGUUUUGUUCAUAAUAUAUCUAACUGAGGUUCAAGUGUAAUGUUCUGGACACACAGUUGAAACUAGGCCUACAGGAGUUGUCAUACAAGAAAAGAAGAAAAAAAAAGAAAAGAAAGGAAAAUAGUUUAAUCCGCCGCAGCCAUAAUAUGAGCUAUCGCCUAGUGAAAUGACCAAAUGUCUGUUUCUUCUGUAAAAGUUCGAGGACAUGGAAUCGGCUCCGUUAUAAAGAAGAUAAUGAAGGAAGAGAUUGAUGAUCUGAGAAGUGCCAACUUCUGGCGAGCCGUUUUCGCGGAAUUUCUCGGCUGCUUUUUGUUGGUUCUCACCGGAAUUGGCGCCGGUCUGCACGAGGAGGGGACGCCCCACCCAGGCAGCGUGCACGUCAUUCUGCAAGCCGGGUUCUACAUCGCCGUCGUCAUCUCCAUUCUGGGUCAUGUUAGUGGUGCGCACGUAAAUCCGGCACUCAGCAUAGGUUUCGCCGUCACGCGAAAAAUAAGUGUGGCGCGAUUCCUCUUCUACGUCAUCGGACAAUGUUCGGGCGCCAUUAGCGGCGCCGCGCUUCUUAAAGCGCUGAUUCCGGAAUCGAUGAACGGAAAUUUCGGACUGCUGUCGCCGGCGAAAAAUGUGUCGCCCGAACAAGCGCUUUUUGUUGAGAUGAUUGUAACUUUCGUGUUGGUCUUCACGGUGUUCGCGAUGAUAGACGAACAACGGACGGACAUAGCCGGGUCGAAGCCUUUGAUCAUCGGCUUGGUCGUCUGUACCAACAUAUUCUUUUCCGGGCAUAUUUCCGGCGGGUGCAUGAAUCCAAUACGUAACUUGGGUCCAGCGGUGAUUGUCGGAAGGAUGGAACUGCAAUGGAUCUACUGGGUUGGACCAAUGGUAGGCGGUGCCUGUGGGGCUCUUGUUUACAACUGUGUAUUUUCCAUUUCUGCCGGAAACCGUGGUCUUUCCGGCUGCAUUUCCUCCCGGAAGUACGACGCCGUCAACACUGACGACACAAAGAAGGAGAUCGAAGAUAUCACCGGAAGUAUAGAAUUCGCCGAGGAUCUUCCAGGAAAAUUGCCCAUACCAUCGUCUUCUGUUGAGAAAUUAGAACAAGCGUGAACAUAAAGAACCUCAAGUUUACGCUUUUAAACAACCAGUUUAAUAAUGUAAUUGAUAUCUAACGGACACGAGUGUAGUAAUCCUGUUUUAUAUAUCCGGGAAAAUAAAAUCAACAAACGACAAAACAGGUGAAAGAGAAAGUUAAACGCCUUUUCAAAACAAAAUGUGUUUGCGGCAUUUUGUACAUGCACAUUUAACUUACAGGCGGCAGUCAGUAUCGGUGGACGAUUUGGUUCUGUCGUCUAGGUCACAACUCUAGCAAUUAAGAAAAUGAUCAUGGCAUAAAAAUAGGUCCUGGACAAAAUAUUCACCACGGCAUUUCUCUCGGCAGUUUUGCGGUUAACGUAUAGGAGAGAAAUUUAAUAAAAGAAGUAAUUAAGUAAGAAAAUUGACAUAGAAAAUUAAAAUUUUCACUGCAAAAUAAAAUCCACGAAAAAAUGUAAACACUGCAGCAAUCUCCACGGCACUGCCGAUUGCCGUGGUUAAUUGGCAAGAUUAAGGUCAUUAUCAUGGUGCAGCCAAUUCGAUGUCUUUAAAAAGAAAUCUCCAAUAUGUGAGAUAUAUAAAAUAACUUGUGUAAGAAAAUCCCAAAACUUUCAUUAGCUAAAGUCUAUAUGCAGUAAAUAUAUUCUCAUAAAAAUGUGUACAUAGUCAUGGGUCGAAAUAUGGCCAUCCCGACCGUUUUGUUCCGUUUAUCAUCACCACGGGCUGUGAAAUAUGUUUUACUUUGUGUCCCGUCUGACGUACAGUUAGUUUAUGAUCAAGUUUGGACCGGCUUGUCUUUGUUCCAUCCCAUAGAAUUUGUAGCUUACGGGCACGAAUGUCCGACAGGAAUUCAACCAAUUUCGACCCAUGAUAGUACAGUGCAUAUGGGGGUUUACAGGGCCGUAGCUAGGAUUUUUUGUUUUGGGGGUGGGGGGUGGGGGGCAACUGAGUAGUUAAUAGUGUAAAACUCCUUUUCUUUAAGUUUCUAUAAUGCUUUCCGAAUUUUUUCGGGGGGGGGGGGGGGGGGGCGCAAUUGCGAAGAAAAGUAUUAAGCAUAAUUUGUCAAGGGAAACAACCGCGAAGAGAAUAUCACGGAACUUCCAUCCAAAGUUAGUUCCCUUCCACGUAUUGUUGGUAUAAGCAUCAAAGUUGUUUCCCUUUAAUAAUGUGUUCAUGUAACACCAAUUAUAUACAUAAUAUUCACGUGUGCUAUCAAUGUUAGCUUGUGUCCCGGGUCAGAUUCCUAGCCAUGCCAGAGACCGGACCUGAGAUGGACAUGCCUGAAACCUUAGUGGUAUAGGGGCAUGCAUAAAUAGUUGAAGAGCAAGAUCAAUGUCAGCAUGCACUUUAUUUAAUCAGUGACUAUUAGUUGUCAAAGAUGGUGAUUACGAGAUAUGUAUAUAUAUAUAUAUAUAAGGGAGACCGAUAGAGAAGGAAGGAGGGAGGGAGAGAAAGAAAGAAAGAAGUAGCGAUAAUUAGAGAUAAGUGAUUUAUUUGCAUUUAGUUAUACAACUCAUCACCUUAUUACUCAACAUAAUACAAUGUACAGAUACGUAUAUACAAUUAUAUACAUGUAAAUAUAUAGAUGUAUAAGACCGUGGUGAGUGUGGUUUAAUAGAUAUAAUCACGUGCAAGUAAGACUAAUGAACAUAAAUGAUAUUUCAUUGAUUGACAUACCUUGGUUCAUUGAAGAAAAUACAAAGCUUUAAAUUUGUUUUGUUUAACGACAUCAUUAGAGCACUUUUUGUCUGCGAAGAUUUAUUUAUUAAAAUAUUCCUUCCAUUAUAUACGCGCACACAUAUAUAGACAUUAAGAUGAAAGAGGUAUAUUUACAUAUCGAUGUACACCGACAUACACAUACGUGUUCAGACUCAUGCAUCCAUCCACACAUACAUACAUAGAUAUAUAAAACACAAAAAAACCCCAAAACAAAUCCAACAACAACAACCAACAAACAAAACAACAACCAUACACCAUUAUAGUUGGGUUGUAUAUCUAGCAUGUAUAUGACAAUCGAAAUACAAACACACACAAAAACAAAAUAUUACUAUAAAAUUCUGUCCAAUUAUUGCCUGGCUACAUAUUACAUACAUUAUGAAACAGCCCAUUUUGUUUGGAAUUUAUGGUGUAAACUUUUACUAUGAUGGAUGCUUGGUUCAAUUAUAUAUCUUGAUUUUAGAACAUAUUUGAAAUGUUCAAUAUUUGGUAAUGUAUCCGUUACUUUACAUUUGUAAAUAAAGAAUUUGAAAGUAAUAAAAAGAGAUAAAAAAUA